AUGUGUGAACGAUCACCAUUAUUUCUUGUUGAAGCCAAAUUGAUUACAUUAGAUCUUUUAAAACGUUCUUUAGAAUUAUUCGAUAUAUGUUUUCAUUUAGUUUUACAUUAUCGUCUUGAUGAAUUUUUUCUAGAACGUGAACAAAAACGUGAUUAUGAUUAUUUUUCUUUGUAUAAACCAUGUAAAUUAAAUUAUAAUAUUAUUUCUGAUAUUGAUACGUAUCUUCAUCGUUUAUCUACAUCGUGUCGUUUAACCAAAAGUAAUUUACGUUCAUUACAUGCUUCACGAAUGAUAUCAUCCAAUGAUUAUAUAGUUAUUGAUGAUGAAAUCUAUGAAUUAGUUAAUAUUUUUCAAGUAAAAAUAAAUCAACAAUUUCAAUCAAAACAAAAGGACGAAAAUUAUGAUUCUAAACAUAAUGAAGAAUAUCAUCAUGCGUUAACAUUAUUUCGAAAGAUUUCGCAAUUCUAUCAAUUAAUUAUUAAGGAAUUGUACGGUGUUCAUACGGUACGAAAUUCUCACAUUCUUCAGCCAAUUGCGAUCAAUAUUAUUCGAUUACUUUUGUCUAUUGCAAAUAAAUUAAAACGAUUUAUCAAAACUAAUUCACCGAAUCUAAUUAAUUUCAAUCAUUUUCGUAUACAACCACAUGAUGAAGUUUGUAGUGUCGACCAGUCGAAAAAUUUUGGAAAAACAAAAUCAAAAUUCAGAUUAAUUGAAAUUCAUCCGAAUAAUUCUGAAACUUCAGCAAAAUAA
Messenger RNA from Rotaria socialis, 750 nucleotides. The record is from the annotation of a GenBank genome assembly. NCBI's taxonomy places the organism in Eukaryota, Metazoa, Rotifera, Eurotatoria, Philodinida, Philodinidae.